Messenger RNA from Rotaria sp. Silwood1, 2241 nucleotides. The record is from the annotation of a GenBank genome assembly. NCBI's taxonomy places the organism in Eukaryota, Metazoa, Rotifera, Eurotatoria, Philodinida, Philodinidae.
AUGUUUAAUCAAAUUGAAGACCUUUCUUAUCGACUGAAACAAGAUAUUCGUCAAUACAACAAUCAUCUAACACCAAUUAGUGUUUUUAAUUCAUCUUCUAUUAUAAAUCCAAAUGAAUUAGAUCAAUCAUUCAUGUAUUCACUAUUAUUAAAAGAGAUUAUUUUAGAUAUGCCAUUUGAUAAUGAAACAAAAAAAGAAUAUGUCGAAUUUUGUCGCAUUCAAUAUGCUGGAAAUGAUAUGCAAAUGAAAAAGAUAGAUGAAUUCGAAGAAAACUAUCAACCUUUAUUAUCUAUUCAGUGGUAUACAAAAGCAUGUUUUAUUUAUUGGACUUUAAAUAAAGCUUUAAGAAAUCAAGACACUGAAAUUAUAAUCAAGAUGGGAUUUUUUCUUCGAGAUCUUCAUUAUCAAAUUAAACAAUUACAUUCAAAAAUGAAGAGUCAUGAUCAUCUGCGUGUUUUUCGAGGACAAGGUGUAUCACUGACUGAAUUUGAGAAGAUAAAGAACAGUAAAGGUGGUCUUUUAUCAUUCAAUAAUUUUUUGUCAACAAGUACUGAUGAACAUGUUGGGGAUAUGUUCGCGGAUAGUGCACGACAGAAUCCUGAUCUGAUUGGUAUCAAAUUUAAAAUAGAAAUCGAUUUUUCUAUUUCAACACAACCGUUCGCUUCUAUCAAAGAAUUUAGUUCCUUUGAAGAAAAUGAAAUUCUCUUUUCCAUGCAUACGGUAUUUCGAAUUGUUGACAUACAAGAAAUUGAAAAUCGAUUAUGGCAAAUCGAUUUAAUAGUAACAAGUGAUGAUGAUCCGCAUUUAACAAAUCUUACUAAAUACAUUCGAAAUGAAAUUGAUGGAUCAACAGCAUUGCAUCGAAUGGGUCAUUUGAUGAUUAAAUUGGGUAAAUUUGAUAAAGCUGAAGAAUUCUACAAUACAUUACUCAAUCAAACUUCUGAUAAUAAUUACGAAGCUAUCGCUCAUCUUAAUCAUCAGUUAGGGAUUAUUAAGCAAGAGAAAGGUGAUCUAUCAGAUGCACUCACCUUCUUUUCAAAAACAAGUGAAAUUAUGCAACAAAAUUUGUCAGCGAAUCAUCCCGAUCUGAGUAUUCUCUACUAUCACAUUGGACUAACAUAUCAAAGAUUAGGAAAACAUCCAGAUGCACUUUCAUACUAUGAAAAAUCACUAAAAAUUGAACGAAAAUCUCUUUCAUCUGAUGAUCCAAAACUUGCUACUACCUACUGUAAUAUUGGUUUACUCUAUAAUGAUAUGGGAGAAUAUGUAAUGGCACUCUCUUACUAUGAGAAAGUACUUGAAAUCCAACAAAAAUCUCUUCCACUCUAUCAUCCAUACUUGUCUACUACAUAUCAUAACAUUGCUUUAGCUCAUUAUGGAAUGGGAAAUUAUUCAGAAGCAUUAUCUUAUUAUAAAAAAGCACUUGAAAUUCAAAAUAAAUCUCUUCCAACAGAUCAUUUCUUACAAGCUACUACCUAUUGCAAUAUUGCUUCGACUCUUAAUGCAAUGGGAAAAUAUUCCGAAGCGUUCGAUUAUCAUAAGAAGACGCUGGAAAUCGAGCUAAAAUCUCUUUCAUCUAAUCAUCCUGGUCUUGCUAUUACCUACUGCACUAUUGGUUUCUCAUAUCAUGAAAUGGGGCAAUACUCACUUGCAAUCACAAACUAUGAGAAGGCAAUAGAAAUACAAAAAAAAUCUCUUCCAUCCAAUCAUCUCGAUCUUGCUAAUACAUACAAUCAUAUUGGUCUUACCAUUGAUUCAUCGUUAUUUUUAAAUAAUAAAUCGUCUUUAACAAAUAAUAACAAUUCGAACUAUUUUUUACCCACGAUCGAACAAGUAAAACUAGGUCUAGAUCAAUGUCCUAUAGAAAUUACGAAUGCACUACAAGCUAAUCGAUGGUUCGUCAUUUUUGGUGAUCCAGGUAGUGCAAAAACUACUCUUCUUCGUUGGAUUACACAUAUCUUUGCUGAAGCAGCUUAUCAUGAAGAUGAAGAAAUAGUUUUCGAAGAAGAAAGUGUUUACCUUCCAAUUCGAAUUCCAAUUCGAAUUCGAAUCGUUGAGUUUGCAGAAUGGCUUAUUCAACAUCAAACAAAGACACUAAUAGAUUAUAUCGGUGAACACACGUGGUUUUCAGAACGUUAUUGUCAUGCUGAAGAUGGAAAUGUGUUGAAAGAGUUGAUAUAUCAUGAUUAUGCUUUGAUUCUUCUUGUUGAACUCAUGGGCGGCGCAAGCUCUUUUUUUUAG